AUGGCCGAUACACAGGACGGCCGUCCACGCCGCUCGACACGCACUCCUGCUCAAGCUCCAAGGACGGUGGCGGUAUCGGUGACAGGCACACCUGCGCGUUCCAAUGCAAAAAGGAAGACACCCCAGGAUGCAGAAGAAAUGCUCGGGCACAAGCUUGACCUCCUGACAAGCAGCAGGAGCAAACUCACGAAGCUAGAUAUAUCAAAAGUAUUGAAUUACGAGAAUUUUCUCAACCUAUCAUCUGAAUCACAGGAAAUGCUCGUCUCCCUUCUUCCCAGUACAGCAUUCUCUACAUUCCGACCCUCGAUUUCCCCGUCGCACGUAGAUUAUCAUGCGAUACACGAUGACCGCAGCUUACACCACCUCUCAGACACCAGUACAACCACUGAUAUCCAAUCGGUAGCUGAGCUCUCUUGUCUGCCAAGUACAUCAACCCAGCACCAACGACUGAGGUCCGCAGCUCUGGAUCCAACCACAUUCACCUCACCCUUCUUCCUUUCUGCCGCACACACAUUUCAGGACCAUCUGUACUCUGGGUGGCUCGGGAAGAAAGCCCGUGACGAUAUAAGACGUUAUGAAAUGGGGGUCGAUGAGGGCAACAUGCAUGCGGAAUGGAAGGACGAGGUCUGGGAACGCGAGCAUCCUGUAGCAGACGGAUGCAUGCCAACACCGGAUCUAACUUCGCUAGUAAAAUGCGGUUUCCUGAAAGUGGGCGAUAUAUUGUCGUACCGGCGCAUAUUCCCUCAUCUCCAAUUAGUGGUUGAGAAAGAUGUGUUAAAGGGUGCGAGUAGUCGCGUGACCCGUGUCGCGACUGUGACUUCGAAAGUGUGCGCCACCACCGCGACGCGACCCUCACCGAGCCUCCUCACAUUCAGUUUCGCGAUCCGGGCGACCUCGAGAAGGGCUCCGAACUACGCGUAUGAUCCUGACCAGGAUCCAGAGGAGAAGCGCAAUGUGCGACGAGGUUACCGCGCACUUCGAAAGGAAACAGAAAAUUCCAAAGGAAACGUGAAUGAACUCUCAACUGAUCAGCUCGUCGAGAGAGUUCACAAUGCAGAUAAACUCUUUGAGAUGGUCAAGGGUCCAUCGGAGGCAACACUAGACUCUGAUAUUCUUGUUCAACUUACCCAGGCUACGACCGCAAAGGCGCGCGCCAUGAAAUCCGGUUCUGGCGCGUUCGAUGUAGAUGAUUUCAUUACACGCCUUAUCACCUUCAUGGGCGGUCGUAAGAACCACCUUCCUGAUGACUAUGACUCAGACGCUGGCGAGGACUACGCUGAUGGACCGCUCGACUGGGCGCGCGUAGGACGGCGCGCACUUGUAUACAGUCACAGGGCCCCUGCGAUUGAUUUUAUGCUUGGUCCAUUAUCAAUAGAGCAAAAGAAGCGGACUAUCGCAAAGCGGGCUAAAUUAGAAAAAGACAAGCGCGACGAGAAGAAGCCACAACAGAUCACAGAAGAUGACAUUACGCGCUCUGAGAAUGAAACGACCAAGAAUGUUGCCACUCUAGAGAACAUUCUUUUGCAACAAGACGGCGCAAUAAAUUUGUUCAGGUUUAUUGUCAAUCCGAACGACUUUGGACAGUCUGUUGAGAACCUCUUUUACCUGUCAUUCCUGAUCCGCGAUGGCAAAUGCGCUUUGGAGACAGAUGAGAAAGGGGAACCAGUUAUCUAUAUCUGUGCCCAGCCGUCAGAAGACGACUAUGCGGAUGGCCUAAAGAAAAGACAAAUGGUUAUGGAAUUUGACAUGGCAACAUGGCGUCGGGCUAUCGAGGUCUUCGACAUCAGAGACGCUGUCAUCCCACAGCGGCCAAAAUCGGAAACGCGUAUUGGUCAGAAGUGGUAUGGGUGA
Molecule: messenger RNA, 1851 nt
Organism: Fibroporia radiculosa
Lineage: Eukaryota; Fungi; Basidiomycota; Agaricomycetes; Polyporales; Fibroporiaceae
Exons: 11
Coding region: 1-1851 (616 amino acids)
Biological process (GO): DNA repair
Cellular component (GO): Smc5-Smc6 complex; nucleus
Source: RefSeq, a predicted model, not a curated record